UUCAGCAGCAGCAGUAGCAGAAGCAGCAGCCACCGAGCAGCAGCAAGGACUCUGGAGUAAGAGUAGGAUUGUAGGAUUGAGUGGGAACAGGAGCACAGCUGGCCUGGGAGAGAAGAGGAUUCCUCCCAGCACCCUCAGGCCAUCCCCAGCACCCUCGGGCCACCCGUUGCCAGCACUCUCCCUGCCAGACCUCCAGAGAGGAAACUCGGGACAGCCAGCCCCAGGUUCCCCAGCCUGAGGAUGGCAUCCUCCCUGCUCGAGGAGGAAGUCCACUAUGGCUCCAGCCCCCUGGCCAUGCUGACGGCAGCGUGCAGCAAAUUUGGUGGCUCCAGCCCUCUGCGGGACUCAACAACAUUGGGCAAAGCAGGCACCAAGAAGCCAUAUUCUGUGGGCAGUGACCUUUCAACCCCCAAAACCAUGGGGGAUGCCUACCCAGCCCCAUUUUCAAGCACCAAUGGCCUUCUCUCACCUGCAGGCAGUCCUCCAGCACCCACAUCAGGCUAUGCCAAUGACUAUCCUCCUUUUUCCCACUCAUUCCCUGGACCCACGGGUACCCAGGACCCUGGGCUACUAGUGCCCAAGGGGCACAGCUCUUCUGACUGCCUGCCCAGUGUAUACACUUCUCUGGACAUGGCACACCCCUACGGCUCCUGGUAUAAGGCGGGUAUCCAUGCAGGCAUUUCACCGGGUCCAGGCAAUGCUCCUACUCCAUGGUGGGACAUGCACCCUGGGGGCAACUGGCUAGGUGGUGGGCAGGGCCAGGGUGAUGGGCUUCAAGGAACACUGCCCACAGGUCCCACUCAGCCUCCACUGAACCCCCAGCUGCCCACCUACCCAUCUGACUUUACUUCCCUUAAUCCAGCCCCCUACCCAGCUCCCCACCUUCUGCAACCAGGGCCUCAGCAUGUCCUGCCCCAAGAUGUCUAUAAACCCAAGGCAGUGGGCAAUAGUGGGCAGCUGGAGGGGAGUGGUGGUGGAGCCAAACCCCCACGUGGCACGGGCACUGGGGGCACUAGUGGAUAUGGGGGCAGUGGUGCAGGGCGUUCUUCCUGUGACUGCCCCAAUUGCCAGGAGCUAGAGCGACUGGGGGCAGCAGCGGCUGGGCUGCGGAAGAAGCCCAUCCACAGCUGCCACAUCCCUGGUUGUGGCAAGGUGUAUGGCAAGGCCUCACACCUGAAGGCCCACUUGCGCUGGCACACGGGUGAGAGGCCCUUCGUCUGCAACUGGCUCUUCUGUGGCAAGAGGUUCACCCGUUCAGAUGAGCUGGAGCGUCAUGUGCGUACCCACACCCGGGAGAAGAAGUUCACCUGCCUGCUUUGCUCCAAGCGUUUUACCCGAAGUGACCACUUGAGCAAACACCAGCGCACCCAUGGCGAGCCAGGCCCAGGCCCUCCUUCCAGUGGCCCCAAGGAGCUGGGGGAGGGCCGAAGUCCAGGGGAAGAGGAGGCUGCUCAGACUCCUCGCCCUUCCGCCUCACCAGCACCCCCAGAAAAAGCCCCUGGAGGCAGCCCUGAGCAGAGCAACCUGCUGGAGAUCUGAGCUGGGUGGAGGGUCUCCAUUUCCAGCCUUUCUUGGCUCUGUGGACCAUUGCUUGCCCCUCAUUGCCUCUACCCCAUGCAUGCUGUCCUUUGGGGCUUUCUCCAUCUCUCCUCUGGCCAUUCUGGGUCUGGGUAUCACUUUGUAUGCCUCCUCCAGCUCACCUCUUCCCUUGCCAUGAGCCUGGCUUUCUGCAAAAUGUCAUCCAGGCCCUCGCCUGUUCCUGAUUCCUGCACUCUGGCUUCCUAAACUCUUCCCUGGCCCCUUCAUAGCUUUUCUCUGCCUGGCUUUUGCCACACCAAUUUGCCUUCCUUCCAUUUGGGCUCCCAGCAUUAUUUCCUUAUUUCACUAGUUCCUUGCCAUGUGCCCUUUCUCCUUCCCAAGAUUAUUUACUGCUAUCCCUCAGACUCCUGUCUUCCCAACUUCUUACUCCACUGCUUUUCAUUCCCCAGAGCUUUUUUCUUCUACACAAACACAAUGAUGAUGAUGAUGAUGAUAAUUUAUUGCCCCCUGGUGGCCUCUUCAUUAGGGACCAGAGUUAGGGGGAAUUGGGGUUAAAGACCUGGCCAAGAGCAGGGUGCCAAGAGCGGGGGCAGACCAGUGGGGAUCUGAUCCCAAAGAUGGGGUGACCCCAGGGUCAGGGACG
Nycticebus coucang (slow loris) is the source of this 2182-nucleotide messenger RNA. RefSeq names its product Sp7 transcription factor (gene SP7). Lineage: Eukaryota; Metazoa; Chordata; Mammalia; Primates; Lorisidae. Gene Ontology annotation, molecular function: RNA polymerase II cis-regulatory region sequence-specific DNA binding; DNA-binding transcription factor activity, RNA polymerase II-specific. The transcript has 3 exons. The coding region runs from base 241 to 1539 and encodes 432 amino acids. Gene Ontology annotation, biological process: regulation of transcription by RNA polymerase II. The record is from RefSeq and is a predicted model, not a curated record.